Cyprinodon tularosa is the source of this 3338-nucleotide messenger RNA. RefSeq names its product 3-monooxygenase/tryptophan 5-monooxygenase activation protein, gamma polypeptide 2 (gene ywhag2). Gene Ontology annotation, cellular component: cytoplasm. The record is from RefSeq and is a predicted model, not a curated record. Bases 172 to 915 code for a protein of 247 amino acids. Gene Ontology annotation, biological process: signal transduction. Gene Ontology annotation, molecular function: protein kinase C binding. NCBI's taxonomy places the organism in Eukaryota, Metazoa, Chordata, Actinopteri, Cyprinodontiformes, Cyprinodontidae. The transcript has 2 exons.
GAGGGUGUCCCGUCUGCGCUGAGCUCAGACAGACAGCAGGGAACAGCUGCAGCACUCGGUUCGCCUUGGAUCUCACUGCAUUGCCAUUUACAUUAUCAGGCGUUUCAUCCACGAAGCCCACGUCUCGCAGCUCGGCCGAGCAAACUUCUCCCCAGCUAAUCAUUAAAGAAAAUGGUGGACCGCGAGCAGCUGGUGCAGAAAGCCAGGCUGGCUGAGCAGGCUGAGAGAUAUGAUGAUAUGGCAGCAGCUAUGAAGUCGGUGACGGAGCUGAACGAGGCUCUGUCCAACGAGGAGAGGAACCUGCUGUCUGUGGCCUACAAGAAUGUGGUGGGUGCACGGCGCUCCUCCUGGAGAGUGAUCUCUAGCAUAGAGCAGAAAACAUCCGCCGACGGUAACGAGAAGAAGAUCGAGAUGGUGAGGGCCUACCGGGAGAAGAUCGAGAAAGAGCUUGAGGCGGUCUGUCAGGACGUGCUCAACCUGCUAGACAACUUCCUGAUCAAAAACUGCAGCGACACGCAACAUGAGAGCAAGGUGUUUUACCUGAAGAUGAAGGGCGACUACUACCGGUACCUGGCCGAGGUAGCCACCGGCGAGAAGAGGGCCACGGUGGUGGAGUCCUCAGAGAAGGCCUACAACGAGGCCCACGAGAUCAGCAAGGAGCACAUGCAGCCUACCCAUCCCAUCCGCCUGGGCCUGGCUCUCAACUACUCUGUGUUUUACUACGAGAUCCAGAAUGCCCCGGAGCAAGCCUGCCAUCUGGCCAAGACCGCCUUCGAUGACGCCAUCGCCGAGCUGGACACCCUCAACGAGGACUCCUACAAAGACUCCACUCUCAUCAUGCAGCUGCUCCGAGACAACUUGACACUGUGGACAAGUGACCAGCAGGAUGACGAGGGAGGGGAGGGCAACAACUAAAGGGAGGCCUCGCUUCCAAAAUAGAAAAAUAAAAAAAUUAAGAAGGGCCGGUGGACUUUGGCAGCCGCUUUUGCCGAUGAACUACCGCAGCACCAGUUCUUUAUUUUUCCAUGUGUUAAAAGAAAAGAAUCAAAAAGAGAGGUGAGAGUGGGAGGUUAAAAUCUUAGUUUAAAUAUAUAUAGAAAUAUAUAUGAUAGUUGGAAAGGGAGGGCCUCCGUCUUCUUGGUUUUCUCUUUGACAUUUGCCAAAAACCACUGAUAUGUCAGUCAAUCAGCCUGAAGUGGUUGUUGUUGGAUUGAAAUGGCAGCCUCACACUGGCAUAGGAACUGAUCUUGUUCUGUCGAGAUAAGCUGCUUACUUAGAUUUUUGCGUGAUAGAGAUGCAUUUGAUUCACUUGAGAGAGAAAAUGCUUGACUGGGGAAAUAAAAAAAAAAGCCUCACAAGAAGACUAGAUUGCAUUGGUUCCUGUAGUAGAUAUGAGGUCCAUGAAAGCUAUUAAUCAGACACUAAAACGUCAAAAAAAAAAAAAAAAAAAAGAACGGCUUACAUUCUUACAGCACUGAAUUACCGAAUUGUUAAAAAAAAGUUUAAGUAAUUAUUGCUAAUUAAGCAGAUUUUGGCAUCCUACAGAUAAAGUCUGUUGUGUUACUGGAACCAUCGAUUCUUUUUCGGAGGUGAGGGUUAUUAAAGGCAGAGACUUAACGAAACUAAUUGCUAAAAGAAAAAGACAAAAAAAAAACAAAGAUAAAAGCAGCUUCAGAGUUUGUGGUUUACUUCUGUGUUUGUUUUAUUAAAUGCACAUGCCUACUAUACUGUUUCUUCAGUGUAAGAUGACAACAACAAUAAUAUCGCUUCAAUAUUGUGCAUGCUGGUGAUGUAUUUAUAUACAGUAGCUUGACUUUAUUAACUUAUACUGUGGGUGUUAAGUAUUCAUAUGAAAACAGGCUUUGUCUGAUGUUUAUUUUUGAUUCUAAUUUAUUUUUCAAUUUUUUCUGAUUUGCUAUACCAAAAUGGUGAUCGUAAAAAUAGACCUGUAAUGGGCGUUGCUUUAGUGACAUGCAAUAUGUGUAUUUAAUUUGUUAAUGAAAGAAAAAAAUGAAUGAUUAAAAAAAAAAAAAAAUACCCACCAGUGCUUACUUAAUCUUACCAGCUGGUGUUUGUCACUUUGAAGUAUGAUUAUGAUAUAUUUUCUUUGUUGAACAGUAUUUAAAAGUACUUUUUUUUUUUUUUCUUUUCUGUCAUGCUAUCCAGAUUUAAUGAUAAUCGUGACGUUUCCAGGCUCGGUGUUUCUGUUUUGAAUCCACUACAUGGACCAUGUUUUGUUUCUGACGGUAUACUUUUCAUUUUUUAAGUUUAUUUCUUUUUAUACCUUUCAGCUGUUUCCUGAGUGACAAAAAUAUCUUGAAUGUGAGUCAUUAUGUAGCAGUUGCACAAGAAUCGGAAUAAUAGCUAUGAUAAUAAAAAAGAAUAUGACUAAAUUAUACAUGCACCAUUUCCAUGGUGGUCUAGUGUAUUGUUGUAUUGUCACCCAUGAGUACACUUUGCUUUUAGGAGGAAGCACUUCAUUCGUAGGUCGUUUUAUUGUUUUGUGUGCUUUAUUUCUGUGCCUGUAUCAUUUUAUAUGCCUCAUUUGCAAGUUAAUCUCUAGCAUUUAAAAAGGGAAUAUAUUACAAUAUUUUUAAAAUCCUGCAAGCAUGUUAAAGAUAUGCACAUCUAACACUAAUGCACACCAUUACAUUGCAGGGAGAGCAUUGAUAAUUCGGUAAAGGGUUCACCUCUUUAGAACAAACUAAAUAAGCUGCUGAACAGAUUUGUUGUCUUUAAUGCUGCUACUUCUAUAGAUAAUAUAUUCACAUGGACAGCAGUUUUUUUUAUAUUUAAUUUUCUAAUCUCUGGUUUGAUGGUUGAAAGGGGGAAACCAGAAGCCUUAAGGUCAGUAAUUCAACCUUGCUCAUGUAUGCCAAUUAUGUGUCUCCAUCAUGAGUCAGCCUGCAUGAGCUCACAGUAUGUCACAGCUGCUUUGAUUUAUUUUUAAACGUCGCAAAGUGCAGAAGGUCUCCAAAUGCUCGUUGGACAAACGGCUUGAAAAACCAAUGCUCGCACAGCGAAACGGUUUGAUUUAACUUUAUAUGGUUUCUUUUGUGAAGGUAAAUAAUGUCUGUGACUGUCAUUCAUUGCAAAGAAAAUAGACAUUUUUUGUUUUUUUUAUUUUUUGAUUGAUUUCCUAUGAUUAUUUGGCUGUUAUUCUUAGGUUUUGUCUUAAAUCCUUCUUUUAGUGACUCGGCAUCAUGCAUGUACAAGUUAUGAGGUAGUUUGAUCAAGAGGAUCUGACCUAAAGUUGAAAAUGGGAAGCAGCCUGUAUGGUUCAAGAUCUUUGUUUGAGUUGCCAUCUGUUGUCCAUUAAAGUUAUUUGUUUAUUACUA